Messenger RNA from Physcomitrium patens, 3642 nucleotides. RefSeq lists its product as uncharacterized. Lineage: Eukaryota; Viridiplantae; Streptophyta; Bryopsida; Funariales; Funariaceae. Gene Ontology annotation, molecular function: protein binding. The record is from RefSeq and is a predicted model, not a curated record.
CCAUUUUCAUCGUCAUCGCCACAUCGCCAUCGCCAUCGCGCAAGCCUUAGCCCCGACCUCCCCCUCCCUUCCCCUCCCUUCCCCUCCCUUGCCUUCCUUGCCUCCCUCGCAAGUUGUCUUUCCUUUCCCUUUCCCUUCCCAAUCCUGGUCUACGGCCCGCUCCUCUCUCUCUCCCUUCCCUUCCCUUCCCUUAGGGUUGGUUCCUUGGCUUCGGAUUGCUUGCUGCCUUGCAUCAAUCACUCUUCUUUCGUGCUCGCCUUCUCUUCUUUCCUCUCUCCUGGCGUUGCUGCCUUCUUCCUAGUUUCUCAUCGUUCAAUUCGGUGGUUAUUGCAAGGGGACAAAGCAUUACCUGCCUGGACUAGUUGUUGUUUAGCACCAUUACUUACUUGCAGCCUGGACACACUCUUUCUGCUUGUUCAACCUCCUCCUCGUGUCCCUCUGCAUUUGCUUCUAAGCUCUCUCUCAACCACCUCAUCAUAUCCCCUCCCCCUCCCCCCUCCCCUCCCCUAACUUAGCAUUUCUUCUUUUGGCCCCUCUUCACUGUUCCUUUCUUCUUUUCCUACUUUACACUUCAUUAAUCGACAUUGUCACGGUCGCAGAUAUUGACUUGUUUGUCGCAGUUGAAUUGAACUCGGAGGAGAUUUUGUACAUGUGAAAGCGUCUGCUGCUGCUGCUGCUGCUGCUGCUGCUGCUAGGCUUUCGUGCUUGUUCUCUCAUCUUUCAAAGGGCUUCGUAAUCAAGUGUGGGUGUGGUGGGGAAACAGUGUGGGUUUAGUGGAUACUGGAAUCGUGAGCUAGAGGGACCUAGUUUUAAGCAAGAGCGCAUGCUUGCUUAUGAGAUUGCCUUGAUCUGGUUACCGCUGCGCAGAAGAGCUGUAGCAUUGUAGAGCCAGUAGUACAACUUGUGCUGGGAAGCUGUUUGAUGGUGAAGUUUGAAAAUAGAUUCCUUGAACAAUGAGAACGCCGUUGGCUGAUUCUCGGCAGCUGAAAAUAAUGUCCUAUCUUAGUUAGUUGCAAGACCACUUGUUGUAGCAAUCUCAAAAGGACGUGGAGAUACCUGCGGUCAGAAGACUGGCAGAGAAGGAACACACCUGACUGGGUCGAUCUAUCUUGAUGCAUUCGGAUCAGGUAGCCUCCCUCGUGUACCAAUGUACAGCUAGCUCAGUUCCAUCGGAGUGACGUUAUGUAUUUUACGUAUAGACUAUGUAUAUGAUACGUGCUUAAGGUAGUAUGCGAAUCUUGGUUCGGAGCUGAUACUGAAGAAUUAUCAAAGAUGGAGAAGCAUUCAUCUGAUUGUCCUUACCCGGGCUGCUUUUUCUGUGUGAUGAAAGAGACCAAUUUAUCUAAGCGACGAUCGAAUGUUGCCAAAUUUUUUAAGGAGUUGCCUUCACAGAAUGAAGAUGGUCAGGUUCUUGCUAUUAGUGGGCUUUGGAAUACUGCCAUGGCGCAUCCUAACGAUCCAGAGUUCAUUGAACUAGGAAUUUUUGAGUGUAUGGCUCGGCUCAUCUGGAAAGGAAUAGAAGAUCGAAAUUGGUUAGCCCAGGACCAGAACAUCUACAUUCCUUAUUAUGCUGCGCAUAUCAUAGGCUCUUACACCAUGAACGUUGAGGAAUUUGCAGAGCAAGCUGUUCGAGCAGGCGUGAUCCCUGCGCUGGUGGAGCUUCUGAGGGACCGGCUGACUUGGGUUGAGCAGCGAGUAGCGGUCCGGGCGCUUGGCCAUUUAGCUACCUACGAUAGCACUUUUCCUGCUGUCGCUGCGCAUACAGAUAUCUUGGAGCUCUCCAUUCAGCUGGCAAUUGAUGCUCUUGAGAUUGUCUACACGCAUUUUUUGCAGUUUGUGGACAAGCGCUUGAGCUACCAUUGUGACCUUCUUACACGAGGAAUGGGUGGAUUAGAAAUGGAGUCUCGGAAGGCAGAGGAAUGGGCUAGCCAGUUGCAGUGUUGGUCACUACAACUCAUAAACUGUUAUGCUUUCAAGGAAGAGUUUCUACCAACAAUUUGCCAGCCAGAUUUUCUGGGACAGUUACCAUCUAUGUGGGGAGGCCUUGUCAAUGAAAACUCGCCUGCAGGUGUUGGUGUGUUGCGCACUAUCUGUCAUCAGAGAUUCGGAAGGAUUCCUGUAGCUGAGAAUCCAGGCAUAAUUGAGGCCCUUUGUAACAUUGCAAGGUCAUCGGACGAUUGGCAGUACAUGGCAGUAGAUUGCUUAGUGUGGCUGCUCCAGGAUCCGAAUACCCGGCUUAAGGUGUUAGAUAAGGCCGCAGUUGCUCUGGUAGACCUAGCUGAGUUACCUAGUCUUGGAGAACACAAACGUUUGGGGGAGGUCUUAACCAAUGUACUAUUGGAAGACUACAUUCCCCAUCCCUCAUCGGCGGUAAUAGCACAUAUUUCCACCUCGACAAGGCAUUUGCUGGAUGACUUUGCAGCUCUAAGGAAAAAGACGAAGUGGGAAAGAACCGUUCCCAAGGAGGAUUUGCAAAUAAAACAAGCCGCAGCUCUUGUUGUUAAGUUAGAAGGUAAUUCUAGGUUUUCAGCUGGAGACAUUAGUGGUGCUGCUGCUAAGUACACCGAGGCGCUGUCACUGUGUCCCGUGAGAGCUAAGAAGGAAAGGGUUGUGUUGCAUAGUAAUCGUGCUCAAUGUCACUUACUACUUCACAACGCUGAAGGAGCUAUAAGUGACACCACUCGAGCUUUAUCUAUUCAUAAUCCAGUGAACCGUCACAGCAAGAGUUUAUGGAGAAGAGCGCAGGCUUACGAGCUCCUGUCACUUCACAAGGAAAGCCUUCUAGAUGCAAUUAUGUUCAUAAAUGAGUGCUCGCAGCAACCUGGAAGUGAAUCCGACUUUAAGUCAGGUAACAAAGUGCCUGAUUAUGUGGAGCGUCUUGUGAAGAAGCAAAUGCAAGCAUCGUGGCUAUUCAAAGAUGCUGCUCUGAAGCAUGGGGAAAUCCAAUAUGAUGAGAGUGGGAGUGUGGACACGGAGGAGUUAGAGACCGAAGAGGCGGACGAUGGAGAUGGAGAAUCUGAGUGGGAGACUGCAAGCGAGAGUGAAGAAGCUGCAGUUGAUGCCAAAGACAAUCCUGGCACGCAGGAGACGAUUCGGGAUGUGAAGAAUGGAGAAAAGCGGCCGAAUACACGGAAUCAUCCUGUGUUCAGGGGAAUCACUUUACGAGAUCUCCUUGGUCCUCAGUACGAAAAUGCAUCCUAUUAAUUCAUCCAUCGUGUAUCCUUAUUGAGAAGAAGAUACAUAUAGCUUUGUAUAAUCAACAUGGUGAUGGACAUCCUUGUAUUAUUCCGAGAAGGUGGACUACAAUAACGGGUAAAACCUCCGCGAGGGUCCGAUCAGUACUUAUCACAGAUAUCCCUGAGUAUCUGCCGUUGCGCAUCCCAUCACCACGGAAUGAGAACCUGAACCAGCAGAACAAAAGCGCCAGCGGAAGGCUUAAUCAUAUUUUGCUCACUUAUCCUGUGACAUCCGUCCUACAUCGAUACAAGUUUUGGAGCAGAUUGUUAGCCUUUGUAAGAGCCCAUGGGGCAGCGGCCAUGGUUACUCAAGGUGACAAGCAAUGUAUUUUAGAAUCUGAAAUGACCGAUAUUAUGACAUUUGAAUGAGAGUGUCCGGUGCAUGAUGUUGCACUUGUUAUGUUUA